This is a messenger RNA of Topomyia yanbarensis, 1282 nucleotides long. RefSeq names its product protein FAM98B-like. The coding region runs from base 174 to 1271 and encodes 365 amino acids. Gene Ontology annotation, cellular component: tRNA-splicing ligase complex. The transcript is spliced from 4 exons. The record is from RefSeq and is a predicted model, not a curated record. Lineage: Eukaryota; Metazoa; Arthropoda; Insecta; Diptera; Culicidae.
AUUACUACUACUAUUAGUAGUUGCAAACUUACGUGAAAAAGACUUUCAGUUGUUUUUCACUUAUACUAGAAUCUGUGCACCUCAUAUGUGAAAGGCAUAAUAGCACCAUUAGGUAGAUUAGGAUUGGAUGUUAUCAGUAAAGUGCGGAGUUAUUACACAUAAAGUAACAAAGAAUGGAGUCGGUGCGCUUGUUAUUUAGUUUAGGUUAUAAUACAGACGACAAUUCUGACGAGCUACGACUUGAAGCAAUACUCCAAGCCGGUUUGGCGGAUAGAGCGUAUCGUUUGGUGGUUCAAUGGUUAGCUCAUCAAAUUAGGCAAUAUGGUGAAAUAGAUGAAGACGUAUCAUCGGUAGAUGAUUUGCAGUGCUUUAGUUUUGAAUUAUCUUCAUUCCUGAAGGAGUUGAGCUGUCCCUAUAAGGAUAUGCUGGAGAGACCAUUAUCGGAACGAUUUCGUCAACAAUGUGACGCGCUAAUGCUUGUGGAUUAUUUGGCAGGUGAACUAGCCGCGCAUUUACUGCUCAACAAAAUCAGAAAAGCGAAGGACACGCGUCAGUCCAACGUGUUGCGUUCAGAACCAAAUGCAUCCGAAAAUCUUUUUCGUAUUUUCAAAGUGCUACACAUCGACAAUCCGAAUGCAAGCAAAAACCACAUAUUUGAGAAGAUAAAUGAAAAGUUGGACAACAAUCCAAAUACGAUAAACAGCGAGCUUUUAUUUACUCCUGAGGAAAAUUUAACUAUUGAGCAAUGGAAGCAAGUAGAUGAAUUGAAUGUGGAACUACUGGAGGAUAGGCAUGUGCGACUGAAAAUGAUGUUGACGCGAUUAGACCUGACGGUGUCUUGCUUUAAAUGGAAAAAAGAAUAUGCUGCUGAUGUAGAUCGAAUGUACCGACAGAAAAAACGCAUUCUACUUGGACUAGCGGAAAGUAUGUUUGAUGGCGAUAUUUCCUGUCUACUGGCUGCUGACAAGAGCUUGCUAAUACAAGAAAGGAUCAGUUCAAGCCGCUUAAGAGGUAGCGGGAAAAAUAUGUUCCGUGGGUAUUUAACACUACCUGAACGAGAGGGAAAGGUUAAUAUAAGCUGCGAACCGAUAAUGCCGAUGUGGUCUUCGCGAGAGGAAGGACAUGCGGAUGAAAAUCUUCGGAAAAAACACCCAAAACCGCCCAGCAAAACUAUCCCACCGAGCGCAAAUUCCAAUGCAUCCAGAAAAUCGAAAAAAAUCGAAAGGAACUGUGAUGUUAUCUCGGGUUCUAAGAAUGAUUUGGAGGAAUAAAAUUUAUUAAA